Messenger RNA from Erpetoichthys calabaricus (reedfish), 2370 nucleotides. RefSeq names its product inhibitor of growth family, member 5a (gene ing5a). The transcript has 8 exons. The record is from RefSeq and is a predicted model, not a curated record. Bases 157 to 882 code for a protein of 241 amino acids. Gene Ontology annotation, biological process: positive regulation of apoptotic signaling pathway; positive regulation of DNA-templated transcription. Lineage: Eukaryota; Metazoa; Chordata; Cladistia; Polypteriformes; Polypteridae. Gene Ontology annotation, cellular component: nucleus. Gene Ontology annotation, molecular function: chromatin binding.
UCCACAGUUUUUUCUUCGGACUUUCAUUUGACGUUACAGGCAGCGCUAGAGUGGACAUAGCCAAUCAGCGAGGAGGAAGUCAUGAAUUUUUAAUUAGGGGGCUAUGUACGUCGAUUUCUCGCCGGCCGGAUUAAAAGAAUAUAGCGUUAAAACCCUAUGAAAAUGGCGACUGCAAUGUAUUUGGAGCACUAUCUGGACAGUAUUGAAAAUCUACCUUGUGAGCUACAGAGAAAUUUUCAUCUGAUGCGUGACUUAGAUCAAAGAACAGAAGAAAAAAAAAUUGAAAUUGACAAACUAGCAGCAGAAUAUAUUGCAAAUGUAAGGACCCUUCCCUCUGAGAAGAGAGUGGAACACUUGCAGAAAAUCCAGGUGGCAUACAACAAGUGUAAAGAAUACAGUGAUGAUAAAGUGCAACUGGCCAUGCAGACCUAUGAAAUGGUGGACAAGCAUAUCCGACGACUAGAUGCAGACUUGGCACGGUUUGAAGCAGACCUGAAAGAGAAAUUAGAAGUGAGCGGUUAUGAGAGUCCUGAAGGAAGAGGCAUGAAGAAAGGCAGAGGACAGAAAGACAAAAAGACGCCUAAAGGUCGUGGUAGGAAGGGUUCUGAUGAAGAGUCCCCAAAGAAGAAGAAAUUGAAAACUGGUUCUGAUUACAGUGAUUCCAUUCUUGCUGUGCACCCAUCAGAUGUGCUGGAUAUGCCUGUUGAUCCAAAUGAACCAACAUAUUGCCUCUGUCACCAGGUUUCUUAUGGAGAAAUGAUUGGAUGUGACAACAAUGAUUGUCCAAUAGAGUGGUUCCACUUUGCAUGUGUUGAUCUCACAACAAAGCCAAAAGGAAAAUGGUAUUGUCCUCGCUGUACACAGGAGAGAAAGAAAAAAUAAGAUCUAAGGUGGAGUUUGAGGAAAAUAAUAUAUAUUUUUGUUGUAUAAUAGUUUAGAAUGUUUAAUCUACAUAUUCUCUUUGAGUGGACAGUGACUUAUAGAGUCCUUAUGGCCAGUUGUAAUACUGACAAGCUUUUAAAAAUUGUUUAUACUUGAAAUUACAGUACUCGGUCCGUUACUGAUACCAAGAAUCAAUAUAUUGCACUUUUAAAUCUCCCUAAAUAACUGAAGUGUAUGAAAUUUUCAAUCUAGUAGCACAACGUACUGAAAAAUGUAAAGUCAGGAAACCAGCGAAAUCCAGAGACCGUCUAUAACUGACCUAAGUGACUGAGCUAAGUCACUAUUUUUUGGGAUAGAAACAACACUGUUAAAAUUUAUAUGCUGAUGUACAUUUUACAGAAGUAAAGAAUGUAGGAGUGCCAUUAGAUUCUUUUCUAUACUGUGAAUUUAUUUUUAAUAAGGGAUUAUAUAUUAGUUGGUUUGAAUGUAAUUUUACUGUUCAUAGUAAUUCUGUAUCUGCUUACAGAUGUUUAUUUUAAACCUGUUAUAUAUAUAAGCGCCUGAAGAAAUCAAUGUACUAGUUCUUUAUUUGUGCUGCUUUUGGCCUUUCUGCUAACAGGAAACCGCUGUGUUGCCCAAACGUUGUAAUUGCCUACUUCACACUUAUACUGUAAUUAAGGAAUAUGAUUGUUUCCAUCUUGCAACUCCAGAGCCAGGUCUACCUUUGGCUUUAAAAUGUCAUAGUCUUUUACAAAGUAUAGUGUUUGUGUAUGUUUGUGUGCAGCAUGUUCUGUGUACAUGCAAAGUCAGGUUUAGAACUACCUGUUAUGGCAGGUUUCUUCAUCAUUUACCAAGCAAACUACCCACUGUCUGACCUAGGAAAAGACAAUUAACUUUUGAUUGGUAAAGAUAGUGUGAUUUGACACUGAGGAACACAUAUUCAUCGCCAAUCUAAUGUGUGUUUUGUUUUCCUUGAAUAACUUGUAGAGUAGAUCAUGAUCUAUAAUCCUAUAAUAUGGUCUAGGACUGAAAAUGAUAGUGUGUGUGCACACCUCUGAUUGUCUAUAACUUUUGCACUAUUAAGUGAAUGCUGGACCAGUGUGUAUGUGCUUACAUAUUGUAUUAAUAUAAUGCACAUUAUACGGCAGGUUUUCAAAGUCAGGAAUCAAAGACGUAUAAGACCUGUAGGUUUCAUGACUGCUUUUACUAUUGUUAGCUAUGUAUAUGUGUGUUUAUGUACAGUUAGUUAUAUAGAGAGUGUGUGUGGGUGAAAGGAGUAUAUAGUCAGUUAUAGUUUAUUGUUUAUAUAAUAUGAAAAUAUCCAAACACAUUCACAUAAUACAAAUGACCAACAUUUCUACCAUCAAUCUUUACAAAAUCACCACACACAUGCUUAUGUAAACAUUUUUUCACAUUUUCUUCUUUUUAAAUUUUUAUAUUACUCUUGAGUGAACAUUUAGAUAAUAUUGUAGUGUAUAUUUUAACAUU